AUGAAAAAUUUAAAAGAAUGUUUAUCUUCUGAGGGAAGUUAUAAAAACAUAAAACGAUUUAAAGAAAAUAUAUAGGAUGAGUAAUUGAUUUAAAAUAAUCUUAGGGAUACUUUGAACUAAGUAAUUGAGACAUUGGAGGACAUUUUUCAAAGUCCGAAAUCUCAACCGAUAUAAUUAGUGCUUGCUAUGAGAGUAAGUCUGUUGGUAUGUUUAGCUGAGCAGUUGACAAAAGAACUCAUGGAUCUACAUUAUGAUUGUGUUGUGUAUUCUGUGACCAGCAACAUUAUUUAUAUGAUUGAGGAUAUUAUCAUGGCAGAUUUAAAGAAAAACGAGAGAGGCAAAUUUUAUUUCAGUGAUUAACCAGGUACAUCUAAAUAUUACUUAGAUUAAUCCCUUUUAUUGCUUGGAAAUACAUUAAUACGAUUAGCACUUGAAAGCAUUUUUGUAUGGAACCUAUGGCACCCAAAUAAUUUAGCCAUUACUCAAGUGUAAAUUGAUAUGCUCUUAUUGUAGUUAUUAAAGAUUAAUUGACCAAGGUGUCUAGUUCCCAAAAUUGCACUAUUUUAAUGCUCAGAAAGUCAAAGAAUACUAUUUAACUGUCAAAGAGAGCUCAAAGAAUGGUACUCUCUAUAGAAAGCAAUCCUUAAUGUUGAAUGAUCAAUAUUUUGAUCAACUCAAAUAGAAGAUAGAGAAGAAUCAGUACAAUAACAUUAAAUUGCACGAAAUCAAUGAGGAAUUAAAAUGUAAUUAAAUUCUAAGAAAUCUAGAGAUUAAGCAUGUAAAUGAAAAUUAGAAAUAAUUCAUUGAGAACUUCAAUAAGGCUUACAAGGACUAUCUAGUAAAUAAUAAAUUAGACGAGUUCAACAAUUAAGUUUAAUCAAUGUAUGCGUAUUAUUAAAUUAAGUUGCUUAGAAUAUGAUGAAUUGUCAAGCCAAAAGAAACAGAGUAAGAAACUAAUCAAUUAUUUUUAGAUAGCGCAAUCUAAUUAUGUACAUAUUCAACGGAUAAGCAAAGUAAUCAAUUUUCAAGAAGUAUAAGUGUAAUAUAUAUAUUUUAAUAAUCAUAGUCCUAAAAUUCUUAACAGAAGAAUGGUAGCAAUAAUAAACAACAAUCAAUUGAACAACUACUACAUGAAAAUGAGUUGAUUUAGGCAUAAAUACAAAGCUUUGAAAUUCCAAAAGUCAAUAGUCAUAUAUAGAAUAUAGACAUGUGA
Molecule: messenger RNA, 1213 nt
Organism: Paramecium octaurelia
Lineage: Eukaryota; Ciliophora; Oligohymenophorea; Peniculida; Parameciidae
Source: the annotation of a GenBank genome assembly